GCUCAUACUUUACCCUCAUAAUAUAUGUACUUAUCUCUUACAGGCUAUUUGGAUUAAUUGUAGAUCUAGUUUAAGGAAAUAAUCCUGAGGUUAUCUACAACGAAAGAUAAGUUGAUGAUCCGGCUAUAUUUAAUGCGUCAAGCAAAAAUUUUCCUUUAGCAUUUGGAACUGAAAAUCCUAAAGAUUUCAAUCACUUUAUUGAUGAAAGCAUUUAUACAAUCACUGCUUUUUGGAACUAAAAACUUUUAACUUUCGAUGAGACUACCUAGUAGUAUAUCUCGACUUGGUAACAAAAUAGCAUAAAUGUUUAACCUUGCACAAUUGAAAAUUUCUAAAAUCUUGAAAACUAAAAAUACUAUCUUCAGCUUAACUAUACUAAUAUGUAUUGUCUUCCUCCCGAUUUUGAAUUGCCAAUUUAAGGGGACUUUCCUUCUAAAGUUUAUUCAGAAAUUCAGAUUACAGUGAAGAAGUGUACUAAAAAUUGUUAAUCUUAAGAAAUUUUAGACAGUUUUCUUUAAAAGUCUAAUUUUGGUCUUUAGCUAUCUGAUUCCUAUGUAGAUCCAACUAUUAGUAACAAUCCAUUCAAAAUUUACUCCAGAGAUAUGUUUUGGUCUACUAGUACUGAGCUCCCAAAAGAUGUGUAUAUUUACAUCCGUAAUAAUUAUGUUUACAGCGAUUUCGGAUGGUUUUUUCCUAAUGUGGAAACUUAAAGAUUUCCUGCUUAUAGUUUUUCUGAAAACUAUGAAUAUCCUCCAUCAUUUUAGGAUUAUUUUCUUACCAUUCGUUUCAGAUUUGAAAAGCAAAAAGAGAGUGUCUAUAAAAGAUCAUAUAGAAAAUUCAUUUCUAUUUUUUCUGAAAUUGGAGGAUUUACUUAGAGUUUUCUUGCAAUUGGAUAUGUGCUUUGCAAAAAA
Messenger RNA from Tetrahymena thermophila SB210, 911 nucleotides. Its product is annotated as small GTP-binding domain protein. The transcript has 2 exons. Gene Ontology annotation, biological process: reciprocal meiotic recombination. Gene Ontology annotation, molecular function: double-stranded DNA binding. Gene Ontology annotation, cellular component: nucleus. The record is from RefSeq and is a predicted model, not a curated record. NCBI's taxonomy places the organism in Eukaryota, Ciliophora, Oligohymenophorea, Hymenostomatida, Tetrahymenidae. The annotation marks the transcript as partial.